Molecule: messenger RNA, 3499 nt
Organism: Phanerochaete carnosa HHB-10118-sp
Lineage: Eukaryota; Fungi; Basidiomycota; Agaricomycetes; Polyporales; Phanerochaetaceae
Exons: 7
Coding region: 18-2093 (691 amino acids)
Source: RefSeq, a predicted model, not a curated record
GGCUCCUUUCCCCUUCUAUGUCUGACUCUUGUGCAUGGUCUGUUUACGCUGAUCAGCUGGUAGGCCGCGGCUACGGGUUACCUCUCUGGCAUCCCGAGCCUACCCCAGAGCACGGCGAGAUUGAGGUCGGAGACGUUGGUUACGUCUCAGAGGGGCAGUUCAUCCGACUUUUCAACGCUAUGCGCCCUGAGCAAGACCCCCUCAACGCACUAGGCGUACCAAAAGGCUUCGUGAUGCUAGAGCCGAAUGCGAGACACUCCUUUUCCGCUCCGACACAUGUCUCUCCAGGCCCGAUCUGCACCACAUCUACGACUUCCCGGAAGGCCGGUGCGGGGAUCUCUGACCCCACCCACUGUGCCGGAGCAUCCUACACGUUCAACUGCCAUAGCAGCCGGGGUGCAGUCGCUAUUCUUGGCGACUUUGGUCAUCAGGAAGGGCACAGGAGUAAUCGAAGAUUCCGCGACUACAUUGCGAAACACCACUCCUCUUGGUAUGAGUUCGCAGUCGAACAAGACUAUCUUGUUCCGCCUGAGGCGAUUAUCCUCGUCUCUGGCUGGCUGAAGACCACCGAGUGGGCGGUUGCAGCCGUCUCUAACUACGGCAAAGCGCACGACUUUUCAUUUACCGCAUCCGCUGGUUCAUAUGCCUCCGCAAAUUUCGAGAUAUCUGGAGGUACGGACGUUGAAAUGUCUGUAGAGCAGCGCUCAGGCCCAGUUUUCGGCAACGAAGACCAGCCCGCGACGCCCGAUCCAUCUGAUGCGACGCUUGAUCCUCAGGCUCCCAGGGGUUCUCCAGCUCGACGGCCGAAGCCACCUUGUAACCAAUGUAUGUUCGUCAGGUACUACAAGCACAAGUCACGCGCUCUGGGGAUGCGGCCCAGAGUGAACGUGAAAGCAGACGCGAAAGAUAUGAUAGGGCCCGGCGACGAGCAUUCGUCCUCUCGCCAGCCGCCCCGCCCAGGCGAUGGCGGCCUACCCCAGGGGUUAUCCUCCCGUCUUUGGAGCUUCUUCAGCAGCUUGAACCUUGGUACCUCGUCAAGUAACACCAGCACAUCGCGUUCCAGCACGACCUCAGCAUGUGUAACGGCCCCGCAGGACUCUCAUGAUGGCACUUCGGGAGGAUGCGGCACAGAAAACGAGUGCGUUGAAAUAGAGGAAGAGCCUGCGACUGCGUACCGCACAUCAAUAUCUGAUCCCUUGGACCACUUGCUGGACCUGAUUCUGGAGCGUUGUCCCAACGCGAUCGCUGCUGUGCUUUGUCAUGAUGAUUUAUACGCGAUCUUUCCGCCUGACAAGUACCCAGAUGACAUGCGAGACAUCACCUUGCAAGGUAAACUGAGCACGGGGCUUGAUAUCGGCUGCAACGAGGAUGGAGUGGCCUUCGUAAAUGAAGAUAGUGACCCUCAGGCAACUCUCCAGGGAGACUGUCCUGAUGAGAGAGAGGUAAAAACCACAGCAGGCAUCUCUGCAGCUGUUCCAAACUUAGAUCUCUCGAAGGUUUGGGAUUCAGAUCCCGCGGCGAACAGUUCCCACACUCUUGUAAAUGCAACGUAUAACGAACGACCCAAACUUGACGCCAUAAAGCGCAGCGUCAUCAGAGGCAAUCAGGGGUGGAAGGGCGUCCUUGGUCCCCCAGACAGCAAGGGUCGCGCAAUCCUCCAGCUGCGCGCCAAGCCAGGCGUCCUCCCUGUCAGGCUGAACCGCCAGACAACCGAAUGGUACCGCAUCCUGGGCAACGAGGUCCAUCGCGCGUUGGAGCUAUCCGAGUUGUACCGGCGCAAGGCCCGGCGGCCGCUGGGCCCUGAGGCGCGCGGGGACCAGGACCACUUAGAGCUGCAAGAGCGGCUCCUGAAGCUGAAGGACAACCUCAUGUCGCACCUCGAGCUACUCAUGAUAAAAGGAGCGAUCGAGGGCCCACCGUACACCAUGACCGACAAUAUCGAGCUCACCUUCCUCCGCAAGUUCAUUGAGCUUCGGGCCGCGGGCAUCCCCCCCAAUCCGCGGCGCCGGCAAGGCCAGGUGCUUCCCUCUUUGCAACAAUGCAUCGACGAGUUGCUGUUCGAGGACAGCUCGACCUUACAGUCUAUAAGCUGAGGCGAUUGGGGCAUGAAGGUUUACCGCCGAGCCCACGACAGGGCUCAGUGGAGCGCAGUCAAUCGUGCCCGAAGUCAAGACGAACCGCAAACAGCUACUUCGUCCAGCUCCGGGAAUGAUGUCGGCGAAAGCCCGAGCGCACACACAAACGAGAAAGGCGACGAAUGGUGGUCGCCGCUGAACCAUCCGUCCAAGUCCAAACGACCGCCCAGAUAUUGGCCAUUUCUUCCCACUGCGAUCGUUAACCCACCAACGACUACCAUCAACACGUUGACAGAUAAGGCUUGUCCGGCGUCGUAAAUCCCCGUAAUGGGGUGUUGCAGACAGUGUAUGAGUCAUGUAGCUCGAAUAACGGUCUUUGUUGGCAGAAAGAUACAAUGAAUACCACCGUCCGGCUAUAUCCGGGUGCGUUUAUUCUCGAAAGCCAAGCACGUAAGGAGCGGACGAGCCACGUAACCCCAGCUGUUUACCAGGGAAAGCCAAGUGUCAUUGAUUGCACAUGGUAUGGUUCUUUGAAGCAUGAUAACGCGAAAAAUACGCCUUGUGUGAUGCUCAGAUGAGGUUCUCUACCGGCAAGAUGAACCAAAGACGUGUAAGGAACCAGACUUUGAGAAGCGGAUAGAAGACGCGCCGCUACGUGCAGAGUCAAUAGUACGCUCUACACGCUCGCCAAUACCUCAAACACGCUCUCCCACGGCUGCCUGGACGGGUAAAACUCGUCCCAGCGAGCGCAAAUACAAGCGCGGGUCGCGAGCACAACCACACGAUCUCUGUCAAAUUGAUGCCGUUCACAGGCGCGAGUCGCCCAGUCGCAGGGAUUGCCAGUCUAACCCAUGACGACGUUUCUCAGCGCAUGACGCACUGCUCUCGUCCUUGCGUUGGCGUCACGCUCGUGCUCGUGAUGCUCGUUAUACGCCCAGUCGAUGUCUCUGCGGAGGAUCUCGCGCACGGCUUGGACACGACUCUGUCUUCUCUGCGUGCGCGUGCAUUCGCAACGGAGUCUUCCUCGAGAAUGUCGUCGCGUGUACUUGUCAAGGGCGGACAGAUCGAACGUGUCAAGGCGACCUGUGAGAAACGUGUCAGACUUUUCACUUUGAGAUCCCCGGCGAGGAAAAGGCGAACAUACCAAGCUGACAUCCCCGACACCUCUGUACAUAAUUGUACUCUGACCAACAAGCAGAGCUGAGCCUGGACAGAGAUCUCGUGCGGGCACCCGAGAGCGGUUCAUGCGCGCCGCGAGUGCUUGCGACCGAGUCUCGUGUGGCCGUGCAUGAGCUUAGUAGGGGUGGGCUGGUAAAGUGGUGCAACUCUGGGGACGAUACAACACGGAAUCAGACGCGAGCGAGACGAGACAAGCCAUGCAGAAGUGGUCAACUUGGGUUGGGUGACGAGAGCAUAUCCGCGGG